AGCCAGCCUCUUCAUGAAGUUGAUUGAUACAAUUUCGGGCCCAUCUGAGCUACUCGGUCCAAAUCUCCGAAUUGGGUAGGCCGGCGAUCAUCAAGCAAUGGCGAUCAGCGGCAAUUGGGGUUGACCGGGUCCAUUGAUCUCAUUCUCAAGAACUCAGCCAGCUUGCAUCGCGAGCAACGUCAACUGAGGUUCUCCCUUUUCAACAGUUUCCGAGUGGCAAUCGCUGAGUACUUCUUUACAGUACUCCACAACCAUGACAGACGUCUUCACACUACUCACCUUACCGGUGAGCUCGAAGAACGCAUUCGCAACCUACCGUGGCAGCGGUGCGGUGAAGGAUCGCUCGGAUUCUCCACCUCGUAAAACCCCUCGUCUAAAUACAGAUUCCGACUCUGCAUCAGCCUCUCGCUCCAGGCAGCCUAGUGCAGGUUCAACAGAGAACAGAGAGAACACCGGACCCCUUAGUCUGUCUCUUAUCGGUGCACCGAUCCAGCCGCAUCACGAACAUUACUAUGAUCAAGACUCCGCUCUCGUCAAGCGAAGUAUUCGAGUGCUUCUUAGCAGGAAUAACAAAGACACCCUUCCCGCGACCUACGAUAAGAUCUACAAUGCUUGUCGUGCGGUCAUAUGCGUCGCGAAGAAAGGCGAUGGUAUUUCUCAAAGUUUUAAGCUUGAGCUCGAGAGAUGCAUCGGUGAACUGGCUCAGGAGCUAGUUUCUGAGGGGAAAAGUGAAGUGGAGUACAUAUUGCCGAUUAUUGAGGUUUGUGCGUGGUUCGAGAAACAAGUAACAUUGUUGGAGUCAUUGCUCGCAUAUUUUGAUCGGAAGUAUCUUCUAGAUCGAAGUAGCAGCUCUGGCCUCCGUCAAAUCUGCUAUGAACAAUUUUCUCUUCGUGUCCUUGAAGAUGCCACCAUUCAGGGCUGGGUGCGUAAAAGCAUUGAGGAAUGGGUUACCUGGGAACGCCAAAACAAUUCCGAGCAUCCUCUCCGACCUCAUAUCCCACAACUCAUUUCUCGUCUCUCGCACCAUGGCAAAUACGAAACCAUCUUCGAGGACACGUACCUCACAUGUACCGAAAACUUCUAUCUGGCCGAGUCAGAAGAGAAAGCAAAGGAACUUGCACCGAUAGACUUCCUCAACUAUACGCUGCAGCGUAUCAAAGAUGAGAUACAGAGGUCUAAAGAUGUGUUGCCACACAGUAUUUGGCACAAGGUAGAGGACAUGGUGAUGAGGUCGUUGUUGAUGGGUCGGCUUGAAUGGAUAGUCAAUUCUGUGCUUCCGCAAUUUAUGAAGACAAUGGAUGUGGGACGUCUCCAAGCUCUGUACGAACUGUUCGUGAAUGUCGAUGGGCAGCAAGUCGUACUCGCCGGGUUCCGGUCGUACGUCCUGGAAACCGUGAAGAGAAUCGUGACAGAUGUCGAGCGUGACGAGGAAAUGGUCGAUAGGUUUCUUAAACUCAAAGCAUUCACAGACACAUUGCUCACUGAGACCUUUGCCGAAUCUGAACCCAUACCGCUCAUGGGACCGCUCUCUUCUAUCAACACCUCCGUCAACCGCGCCGGAAGCUCCAAUGAACCAAUGGACGUCGACGCCCUCCCACCACCCAAGAAAGUCAACCGAAAGUGGAAUGACACUAUUCGGGACGCCUUCAGCGCGAGCUUCAAAGCACGUAGAAACAAACCUGCUGAGAUGAUUGCCAAGUAUCUGGACAAGGAGAUGCGUAAGGGGCAGAAGGGAAAAGCGGACUCAGUGUUCGAGAAGGAGCUGGAUGCUGUGCUCGAGCUUUCAAGAUUCACGGAAGAUAGGGAUGUAUUUAGAACCUUCUAUCAUCGACAGCUUGCGAGGAGGUUGCUGUUGCAGAAGAGUGCAAGUGAUGAUUUCGAGAAGGCUAUGUUGAAGAAGUUGAAAGAACAGUAUGAUCCGGAGUUCAGUAUGGGCGACCAUAUGUUCAAUGACUUGUCGCUAUCCCGAGAUACCAUGCGCGAGUACCUCGCACAUAUCGGCAAGACCACCAACCAACAACUCAACGCCAUGGUCCUGCAAAGUAGUUUCUGGCCAUUCUCAGCCAAGAAGUCUGAGGCCUUCUUGCCACCAGAUAUGCAAAACGAGCUCUCUAAAUUUACUGCAUUUUACAAGAGCAAACACCAAGGUCAUAAGUUGGAUUGGGAACAUUCUUUAGGUACGGCCACUCUGAAAGGACAAUUCAAGAACGAAGCGAAGGAGCUUCAAGUCAGUUUAUAUCAAGCACUUGUAUUGCUCCUUUUCAACGAGGAAACGGAACUGACAUUUGCGGAUAUCAAAGAGCGGACUCGAAUCGAGGACGGAGAGCUGAGAAGGACUCUGCAGAGUCUCUCUUUAGGCAAGAAACGGGUAUUAAAGAAGCAACCCACUGGUAAAGACGUAAAAGAUGACGACUCGUUCAUCUUCAACGCCGACUUCACCGAUCCUGCAUAUCGUAUUCAUAUCAAUUCCAUUCAAGUCAAGGAAACGCCGGAAGAGUCUAAAAAGACGCAGUCGUUAAUCGAAACCGAUCGCAAGCAUGUCUUGGAUGCUGCCAUCGUACGAGUAAUGAAGGCCAAAAAGGAGCUUCACAACGAACAACUCAAGACAGGAAUUAUAGAUGCAGUGAAGAGUCAUUUUGUGCCCAGCGUGCAACUUAUCAAGGAGCGUAUUGACGCGAUGGUCGAGGAAGAGUACAUAAAGCGUCGUCAUGAUGACAACAAUGUCUUCAUCUACCUCGCCUGAAGCACGUUGAGAUGUGUACGUACGACGAAACGCCGUCGAUCCCGAAACACUGAUAUACCCGUCAGUCAAUCUUUCAGACCCCCUGAGGGCGUCGGUGGCUCUUUUCAUUUAGCUUCGAUUCUGUUCCGGAGACCUUCGGCGAGCCAGAACGACCACUUACAGAUUAGACGGGCUCUAACAGCAUGUUGCGAUUUUUACAACUUCUGAAAUUGUACGAUAGUUUUGCGUGUAUCUAGUGUGAUAUCACUGGCCAUUUUAUGUGUUUCUGGUGGUGUUCUACAGUGUUCUACCCGCGGCGCGAUUCCUAAUGCGGCACCGAACAGAGCUUGAGAGCGUUUGAGAGAGCGGACCCGAUGAGCGUUUCAGUUGAUGUG
Messenger RNA from Somion occarium, 3117 nucleotides. The record is from the annotation of a GenBank genome assembly. NCBI's taxonomy places the organism in Eukaryota, Fungi, Basidiomycota, Agaricomycetes, Polyporales, Cerrenaceae.